CGUCACAUAUAUGCUAUGCUGCAAAUAAGCAUCUUUUGCUGUCCACAGAGUACAUUUUUAUAAACUAAAAUUGCUCUUUGCUGUGAGCUGUUCAUUAUUAUAUUGGGAUUUUCUUUUUGAAGUGAAGUUCUUAUUCUUUGAGCUAUAGAAAGGUUUCCUCCAGGUUUAUCGUUAAAAUGUGAACCCUUGUGAAACCCAUGUGAAGCUUUUUAUCUAAUGUAUUUACUUUUGUUUAAAAUAAUAUAUGUGAAUUUGGAAUCAUGGUUCCUGUUGCUAUAGAAGGGUGCAAUCAAAGCGCCGAGGGAGGUGGUGCCCGAGGUGGUUCAAUAUCCCUCGCUUUAUUGAUUGACUUUAUUGUUCAAAGAACUUACGAUGAACUCACAGUUCUGGCUGAAUUACUUCCUCGCAAAACAGACAUGGAGCGCAAAAUCGAAAUAUACAAAUUUAGUGCUCGUACCCGUCAGCUGUUUGUUCGAUUAUUGGCUCUCGUCAAAUGGGCCAGCAGUGCAACAAAAGUUGACCGCUCUGCUCACAUCAUGGCUUUCUUAGACAAGCAAGCUCUAUUAUUUGUGGAAACAGCUGAUGUACUUGCACGGGUGGCUCGGGAAACACUUGUACAUGCAAGGCUUCCAACGUUCCAUAUGGCUGCAGCAGUGGAAGUGUUGACUUUGGGUACAUACAGCCGUCUGCCAGCUGUGAUCCGGGAGAGAUUGGUGCCACCACCUCCACUGACCCCGGCCGAGCGCCGCACUACUUUACGGGCACUUGCACAUGUUGUUCGUCAGAGACUUACUACUGCUUCAUUGCCAAGUGACGUCAGGAAUUUAAAGGUUGAAAAUGGCAGAGCUACUUUCACAGUUGGACAAGAAUUUAGUGUAUCCCUCACUGUGAUGGGUGAUGCUCCUAAUCUACCAUGGCGAUUAUUGGAUAUUGCAAUUUUGAUACAAGACUGUGAAACUGGAGAGGGUAAAGCACUAGUGCAUAGUUCUCAACUAGCGUGGCUACGGGGCGUGGCUCAAGCGAGACUCGCUGCGGCGGGACUGAGCGGGGCUUUGACGGCGUUACGCUUCUUCUGUCGCUCGUUGUCUCUGGAACUAUUGUACACGCAGACGUUGAGGCUGUGCCGUGAUCGACUGUCGCGACAUCUGCAAGUGGACAAAUAUAUACCGGGGCAGAAACUACAAGUAUCAUAUUGGAGGGAACUCGGUUGCGAGCUAGGCUACCGUCUCGUUAUUGGCGCAGAGGGCGAGUCCCUGUGCGUGUGGCACGUGCCGGCGCUGUCGGGCGGCGAGCGGGUGGCGGCCGCGCUGACGCCGCACGCGCCCUGCAUGGAGCGGCUGCUGGCGCACACGGUGCACGUGCGCAGUCGCCAGCGGCUCAACGACCUCAAAGUGCUGCUCAACGAGCUCGGCGUGGAGUGCAGUGUGGGCGGGUGGCCGUGCGUGCUGGCGUGCUCGGCGCUGUGGCCGUGCCUGCGCGCGGAGCAGCUGCUGGUGAGCGUGGGCGCGCACGCGGGGCGCCUGCGCGCGCGCGUGCCCGCGUACCCCGGCGCGCCGCGCAUGCCCGAGCUGGCGGCCGCGCUCGCCGACACCAACGUGCCGCUCAUCAAGGCGCUGCUCACACAGCUCAGAUUCUGGUUGGUGGCGCGGCGCUGUGAGAAGACGCUGCAGCACCUGCCGGCCAGCGUCUGCGAACACCUGCCGUUCUUGCACGGGCCCGACCACCCUCUCCACAAGCUAUGCGCCGACCGCCUCUACGUCACGCUACACCGCCACACUGACCACAUCCUGAUAGUGGAGAUGAAAGAGAUUAGCUCGAGUACGGGUGCGGCGGGCAGCUCGAGCGGCGCUCAGUGCUCGGUCGCGCUCGCGUUCCAUUUGGCCGGCGCUCGCCGCGCCACGCCCGACGACUGCGAGGACGAGACGCCAUCGUCCAGUACUGCUGUAGCUGUAACAACUGGCCCCAAUGCGCCAGCCCGCGCUUUCCUGAAGAUCCAUUCGCUUGUGGAACUCGAUACGUUCACACUCACGCACGGCCCCUUCACGCCGCUCGACACGCCAGGGCUGCAGCCGGGCAAGCGCAAGCUGUCGGCGGCGGCGCGCGCGGUGCGCGUGCGCCAGCCCGCGUACUUCCUGCCCGAGCUGGCGCACGUGGUCGCCGCGGCUGACGAGCGCGUGCCCUUCGUCAACCUCGCGCAGGAGUUGGCGAGCCGCGGCGUGAGCCACGGCGGCGUGCAGCCGGAGUGGAGCGGGUCCGCGCUGGCCAUGCGCGUGGUGUCGCUGCCGCGGCCGCCGCGCGCGGCGCCGGCUGCGCACGCGGCGCUGCGCGCGCGCCUGCUGGCCGCCACCGUGCGCCUCACCACCAAGAACCAGGCGCGCGUCUGGACCGCCGAGAUCGUCUUCCACAGCUCGCCCGUGCGCACGCCCAAUCCCAAAGAACAAGGCGAGCGGCGCUGCGUGUACCUGCAGUACGAGCUGGGCGCGGACGCAGCGCGCACGGCGGAGGCGCUGCUGGCGGACUGGGCCGCCAUCGUGCACCUCCACGCUCUGCUGCACGACUUCAUGGCGCGCCCGCAACAAGAGCGCGAAACACUCUGGCAAGGCGUGUGCAUCAGAUCGUACACUUAUCGCUCGUUAGUGUUAGGGUUCGGUCCGUCGCAGCGCGCCACCGCGGUGCUGCAGUGGAACGCCGCCACACAGCGCUACACUGUGGCCACGCCUGCGCACCAGCCCGCCGCCAACGCGCACCAUCUGCUACACCACCAGCUGGACCACCACAUCAACUGGCACAAAGACCUGAUGUCCUUUGGCGUAGUUCUGCGUGAAACGUACGCCCCCCUGCUGGCGCUGUCUCGCUUGCCCACGCUCCCACAGCUGGGCCUACACAACGUGCGCACCUUCAUGCCCACGCCCACCUUCACAUUGCUGGCCCACUCGUGGAGAAAGAUCCGCGUUAUUUACGCGGGCGCGUACUGCAUAGAGGUGGGCAUCCGCGGCGGCGGAGUGGUCACGAUCCGCGACGGCGCCUACUCCAAGUUCGACCGCACCACCGUUGUCGAGGAGUUUGCGCCCGCGCAGGGGCUUAAGGCGUUCCUGUCUCGAUAUGUAGAAGAGAAUCUCAGCACGAGGCUGCUGGCUGAAGACGAUCCGCCGUCGCCGAUGUCUCCGAUGCCUCCAGGAGGCCUCCGCUUCCCCGCGCCGCUGACGCCCCCGCAGCCGCACACCCCGCACUCCGCGCCCGUCACCCCGCACCCCGCCUCGCCAGCUCAACACCAGAUGGCAAGCAGCUCGUUCAACCUGACGUCACCGCCGGGCGCGGCGGGCGCGGGCGUGUCAGCGUCCCCCGCCUCCCCCCUGGCGCCCUCCCCGCUAGCGGCGGCCGCGUCCCCGCACCCGCCCCCCACCUCCCCCUUCACCGCGUGGCCCGCCUCGCCCUCCCUGCCGCGCCCCUCGCCCGGACAUCACCCCUCGCCGAGGCAUCAUGUGGAUCACAAAGGACAAACCGGAGCCGCGGCGUCGAGCUCGACGCGCAGCGGCGGCCGCGUGUGGGCCGGCGCUGUGGCCACGCCGCUGCCGGUCUCCAAGCUUGAGGUGCUGUGCACGCCGUGCGAGCCGCCGCCGGGCGCGCCGCCGGGCCCGCCGCUGGCGCCGCUGCAGCGGUUCCUGGCCUGCGUCUACAUGAAGCGCACGCUGCAGCGCUUCGUGCAGCAGGAGGAACAUCUGACGCCGGUGACAGCGGACGCCAGCAGCCUGACGUUCCGCAUGGAGGGCGCGGCGCUGGCGGCGCGGGUGUCGCUGCACGCGCAGCAUAUGCAGUCUCUGCAGCUGCAGCUGACGCCGCUGCCCGACCACAAGGAGCAGUGGAGCGCCGAUGACAUCCAGAUAAUGGAGAAGUUCUUCGAGCAGCGCGUGGCGAUAGCGCCGUACCGCGCGACGGCGCUGCAGGGCUGGGGCCGCGCGUGGGGCGCGCCCGCGGCCGCGCUGCCGUCGCUGGUGGCGCUCAUGCGCGCGGACCUGGCGCCGGCCGCGCCCGCGCUGUGGACGCUGCAGUGGGCGCUGCGCAUGCCGCCCGCCGCGCCGCAGAUCGUGCCCGCCGGCCAGCCCGCCGUGCUCCUCGCCAAGCACAAGAUACUCUUCUUUAUAUGCCUGACCCGCAUGGACACCCAGCUGGUGCUGCCGCUGGUGUACGACAUGCAGCAGAACGUGACGCAGCUGGCUGACAAGCGCGACUCGCAGCCGCAUCUCAUCGCAGUCGCGCUCCAUCUCAAGCGAUUCAGCGAGUUCAACCAGUCGCACACAGAGUGCACGCUGUGGCCGGCGGUGCGCGACCUGCUGACCAACUUCACGCUGCCGCAGGAGCCGCCGCCCGCCCCCGCGCCGCCGCCCUCCUAGCCCGCCCACAAACACGACUGUCUGACACAGUUCCACUCUUUGCGAAACAGAUUUUAGUUUAUACCACUCCUAAUAGAGUAAUUACCUGUGUAUAAAAUAAUAAAAUGUAAAAAUGCAUUCGCAUAAGAAACUACGAUAAUCGAAUGUCACUAUAAUUGAUCAGUAAGAUUUUGUAUUUUUAGUUCCCAUUAAAGUAUAAUUGAAACGCUUUUUUACUUCAAGAUUUAUGACGUCACUUCGUCCCCACUGUCACAUGGACAAAAGAAUGUAGGCCGCAGGACGGACAACAAUCAAAAUUCUACUCCGAAAUGUAAAUGUUCUAUUGCAAUAAAGUUCACCAAACUAAUAAAAUUCGUGACUUGAAAAGUUGUUGUUCGCUUAAUCAACCAAUGACCAAAGUAAUGGUCAAUAGUAGUUUGUGCACCUAUUGUUAACUUUUAUGUUGUUAAACUAAUAAAAUUCGUGACUUGAAAAGUUGUUGUUCGCUUAAUCAAUUUCCCGAGAAAUACAUAACUUUGCAGAUACACUGUUUUGGGGAGUUCGAUUAAGCGGCAGAUUUAAAGUGAUUUAUUUUUGUACUCGAUAAAUAAAUCGAUACAUUACAUCGUUGUGUCGUGUGGUUAAUUGAUGGAAAUCGUGGUUGCCAAGUAGCGUGUAUAUUAUAAUUUUAUCUAUCAAAGUCUUUGCAAUCAGUGAAACAAUGUUGUCAAUAUUCUUAUUUAAUAAAAAAGAUUUUUUUCAUAUAA
Messenger RNA from Plodia interpunctella (Indianmeal moth), 5137 nucleotides. It is a transcript of the gene MED14, whose product is annotated as Mediator complex subunit 14. Lineage: Eukaryota; Metazoa; Arthropoda; Insecta; Lepidoptera; Pyralidae. Gene Ontology annotation, cellular component: mediator complex; core mediator complex. Bases 261 to 4391 code for a protein of 1376 amino acids. The transcript has 26 exons. The record is from RefSeq and is a predicted model, not a curated record. Gene Ontology annotation, molecular function: transcription coregulator activity. Gene Ontology annotation, biological process: regulation of transcription by RNA polymerase II.